GCAGGAGAGAGAGGAGGUGGGGAUGCUCAGAGGGGGCAGCCUGUUCCCCAGGAAUGUGCAGAGGCCACGGCUCCUCACCAGGCUGUUCCGGAUCUGGGGUCUGGGGCCGUGGUGCCCCAGGUUCCAGCAGGAGCCACUGAACCAUCCAGCAAGGGGAUUAGCAGGACUGGACAAUCCACUUGUACAGGAAGUCGUACCUGCUGCAAACUGGAAUCCCAUUUCCUUUCUGUCUGGCCUCCAGUCAGAAGACAGAAAACACCAAGGGUCAGAUCAGCAUUGUCUGCCCUGCUCACCCAGCCAUGGCUCUCGUCCCCCCAGGGACCCUGGCCCAGCUCUGAGCCCUGGGACCCCCAACCCCUCCCCUGGGCCAUGGCCAACUCGGGCCUCCAGCUCCUGGGCUACUUUCUGGCCCUGGGGGGCUGGGUGGGCAUCAUCGCCAGCACAGCCCUGCCACAGUGGAAGCAGUCCUCCUACGCGGGUGAUGCCAUCAUCACCGCCGUGGGCCUCUAUGAGGGGCUCUGGAUGUCCUGUGCCUCCCAGAGCACCGGUCAGGUGCAGUGCAAGCUCUACGACUCGCUGCUCGCCUUGGAAGGUCACAUCCAGUCCGCGCGAGCGCUCAUGGUGGUGGCUGUGCUCCUGGGCUUCGUAGCCAUGGUCCUCAGUGUCAUCGGCAUGAAAUGCACACGCGUCGGAGACAGCAACCCCAUCGCCAAGGGCCGCGUGGCCAUCUGCGGGGGAGUCCUCUUCCUCCUGGCAGGCCUCUGCACUUUGACUGCCGUCUCGUGGUAUGCCACCCUAGUGACCCAGGAGUUCUUCAACCCGAGCACACCUGUUAAUGCCAGGUACGAAUUUGGUCCGGCCCUGUUCGUGGGCUGGGCCUCUGCUGGCCUGGCCCUGCUGGGGGGCUCCUUCCUCUGCUGCACGUGCCCGGAGCCCGAGAGAGCCAACAGCAGCCCACAGCCCUACCGUCCCGGACCCUCGGCUGCCGCCCGAGAACCAGUUGUUAAGUUGUCUGCCUCCACCAAGGGCCCCCUGGGUGUGUAAUGUCCAGGUCCCCAGCCUGGCUCUGUUCCCUGCCAUUCCCAGACUGUCUGGUAUUUGCGGAAAGAGAAGUGAGCAUCCAGCCCCAAGUGUGGUGUCAUUUGGUCUGUCCCCGGCGUGGUUAGGGUGGGGCCUGGCUAAGAGGGGUCCAAGCUGGCCCCUGGGGACCUUGGGCAUAAAGACAGGGAGACAGAGGCUCAGUGUGGGUUACAUGGUACAUCCAAGGCUGAACAAGAAGUAACUGACAGCUCCUGCCCAAGUAACCUCCCCAGCCUGGUCUCGGGCUCGCACCAGGGCCUCUGGGAUGGGAGAUCCCAUCAUUGCAGAGGCUGCCCCUGAGGCCUGGUCAGGUGCUGGGAGCACACCCCAGGGUUAGGGGCCCAUGGUCUGAAGAGAGACAAGCCUGGCCUGUUUUCUCUGGUCUGCCCCAAGGACCCUGCUGAGAGAAGGAAUAAUCCUGGGGAUCCCUUCCAUGAGGUGCUGGGAAUGAGAGUUAGAGCAAGGGGACAUAGUGCAGGAGAAAGGGAACAUAGUGCUGAGUGGGGAAGGGAACAGGGGAAGGACACGAGGAUCUCUCUGGCAUUAGGACUGUCCUAAGCAAGGUCUGAAGCCCUCAGCUCGGUCUCCUGCCCCCAAUCCUGCCCCUGGCUUCCACAUCCACCAGGCAUUCUCCCCGAGUCUGCAGAAACCCCAACUGCAUCCCUGGAACCAGAGUAGGAAGGAGAGGCCUGAGGCUGCACUGAGACUGGAGCUGAGCUCCAGCCUGCACCCAGAAGUGAGGUCAGAGCUGGAAGAGCGUUGGUCUUGAACUCCAGGCAUCACCCUUCUUAGUAUAGAAGGGGGAAAGGCCCCAUAGGAGUGCAGGGAAAAUUAACCUCCCUUUCCCCAGCCAGAACAAGCUGGCCUUUCCCAUGCGCGAUUCUCUCCCAUCCCAGAUGUCUUACCCUGACGCUGUGGCUCUGUCUGGCCACUGCCCUGUCUCACUCCCAUAUGUACAACAACCUUCUGGAGAGAUUGUCCACAGUAGCCCCUCUUCCCUUGCUCCAUGACCGCUCCUCUGCCCACUCCAUUCUGGCCUCCUCCACCACCUCUCGGGACCACGUCUUGCACCUGGUCACCACAUCCCAAGGACACAGCUCAGCCUUCUGCCUUGAGCUUGACUCCGAGAGACAAGUGACCAAAAUCAAGUCAGACGGGGUAACUGUCAGACUCCAACAGGGUUUGGGGAUGAGAGGAGAGAAACAAGCAGUGGGGAGCUGCUGGGGGAUUGUCUACUCGGGACACCGGUCUGGCAGCUGCUGCACAUCCACAGGCACUUCGCUAGUAGCUGUUUUGUGCAGGCAGUCAGGCCCCCGGCCACCGGGGCUUGGUCCAGGGGUAGGUACCUGACCCAAAAUGGCUUAAUCAGAGAACUACCCCUAGAAUUAUGGAUGGGAAUAAGAAAGAGUCUCACUGGGUGCCUGAAGCUGCAACACAGUGGUUCUCAACCCUGGAGGCACAGGAGAAUCCCUGGGAACCCAGAGAUCCUGACCCACCUGGUUUAGAGGAUCUGGUGUCUGAGUUUACAUAGGCUCCCUGGUGCCUGCGGUAUGUGGUCAGCACGGAGACCUCUGUGAGGCUUAAAACUCAGGGCUAUUGGGGGACACAUUUCUUGCCACUCUGAAGGGUUCUGCAAGGGGAGGAAAGGGCCUAGCAGAAGGGAGGGGAGGAAAGAAAAGACGGAGAGGGAAACCCCAUGUCAUUCCGGCCUUUCCUGGGACCAAGCUGUGCUGCGAGAGGCCCACAUCCUUCCAAUAUAUUCCCCUCUCUGCUUAAACAGUUUUGAGUUUUAUUUCUGUCACACAAUCAAAAGAGCCCAACGGGCACCGAAUGUGGAACCUGGAAAUCAAGCAGUGCAGUGAUGGGUUCUGCACCGCAGUGCAGGAUGCAGGCCUGGGAGGACCCACCUCCCCACUGCAGGCCAGGAACUCAGCACUCCUUGCUAUUUGGUCCCGGAGCAGGUGGCCAGGAACCCAUGUGCUGGCUCUUAAGUUUCGGGGACUUGGUAGAAAAUGUCAAGAUGGAAUGUGGGAGCUACUUCUUGUAGAUUUUCAGUGACAGGCUGCAGGAGACAAGCUCCACCCAAGUGGCUGGGCCUGAAGCAGGGCAGGGACAAUCUCCACUCUGCUCUUUGGUUAAGGGAAGCCCUUCCUGCCUGUAGCCAGGGAUUCGAGAUGCUGAGAGGCAGAAACCACGUACCUUGCUGAACUGCACAGGCCAGUGACUGUACAGACGAAACAAAAUAGUGGGAUCCCAGCCUGGGAAGAUAUCUGGGAGAAGCUAGAGGAGUUUAGGGAGCCUAAUCCCAUAGGCCUCUCCUGAAGCAACUCCAACUGUGCCUCGAUUUCUCAGUCUCUCUCUCUAAACCCCCACCUACUCCCCACAUGCAUGACCCCUUUCAAAUGUCUGCAUCAAGGUGACUUGGGUGGCCAGCCAGGGGCCUGGCCAAUUUCUCAGUCUCAGGGCCAGGCUGUGGUUUACUGUCCUAGCCUCAAGUCCCCAGGACCAGGCAGACACUCAGGAAGGGGGGAUCCGACUCAAAGGGCACGAUUCGAAGCCUUUUGCCAUUGUUUAUUAGCAAACAGAGUUCUCCAAGAAUGAAACUGGCAGUCCACAAAAUGCGGUUCUAGGAGGAAUAUACCUACGUGCUGAGGCUCUGAGGAAAGCCCCAGAGCAAAGUAGUACAGCAACAAAAAGGUGUUCAGCUGUGGAGAAGCUGCCCAGGGAGCUCAUCUAUGGCCUGAGAAGAGGGUCAGAAACAGGCAUCUGAGAAAUUGGCAUAUGGACCGAGUAUUAGGCGAUAUUAAGGAAUUUUUGUUAAUUUUGUGUGAUAAUGAAACUGUCAAAAAAAAAAUCCUUAUCUGUUAGAAGUACAUGAUGAAAUGACAUAAUGACUACAUUUGCUUCAAAAUACUCUAGGAACCAAAAGUUCAGGGCCAAAGAAUGUCAUAAAAUAAAGAUAGGCAAAAUGCCAAUUUAGGGUUCACUCUUCUAUUUGUGUAUAUGUUUGCAAAUAAAAAAAAAUUAAGAAGUUUAAAAUGCCUCUAAGAUUUGCUGGUUGUAUCAUUUAAUAUACUCCCUGCUGACCAGUGGACUAAGGAUGACAAAUAUUCUUGAGACUUACUACUCAAAAGUGCAGUCCUUGGCAGCACCAUAUCCCCUAGAAACUUGUUAGAAAUGCAGAAUCUCAGGCCCUAUCCCAGACCUAGUGAGUUAGAGUCUGUAUUUUAAUGGAGAUUUAUAUGCAAAUCAGAGUUUGAGAAACACUGGUCUACUGGUUAGGAAGAACUGUGUGGUACUUCUUUUCAAAAUUAGAACUUCAACAGAACUUAUGGUGUUUUCA
Molecule: messenger RNA, 4423 nt
Organism: Choloepus didactylus (southern two-toed sloth)
Lineage: Eukaryota; Metazoa; Chordata; Mammalia; Pilosa; Megalonychidae
Gene: CLDN19
Product: claudin 19
Exons: 7
Coding region: 370-1044 (224 amino acids)
Biological process (GO): cell adhesion; bicellular tight junction assembly
Cellular component (GO): bicellular tight junction; plasma membrane
Molecular function (GO): structural molecule activity
Source: RefSeq, a predicted model, not a curated record